Messenger RNA from Phascolarctos cinereus (koala), 2371 nucleotides. Its product is annotated as major histocompatibility complex class I-related protein 1. Gene Ontology annotation, cellular component: external side of plasma membrane. Gene Ontology annotation, biological process: immune response. Lineage: Eukaryota; Metazoa; Chordata; Mammalia; Diprotodontia; Phascolarctidae. The record is from RefSeq and is a predicted model, not a curated record.
AUUUCCCCCAAGGAGGUGGAGGAGGGUCAGUUCUCAGGAGGUACAACCAGUUGGGAGUGGGGCAGGAGAAUCUGAAGAGAGAAAGUGUUAAUUAAGCCCUUCAGAUGAUCUUCCUUCUUCAUCUCCUCAUGACAUCAGUCACUCAAGGAGGCGAUGCCAGGACUCACUCUCUGCGAUAUUUUCGCCUGGGGGUCUCUGAUUCCAGCCAAGGGAUCCCUGAAUUCAUUUCAGUUGGCUAUGUGGAUUCUCAUCCUAUCACUUCAUAUGACAGUGAUAGAAGACAGAAGAUGCCCCAGGCCCCUUGGAUGGAAGAGAACUUGGUAUCUGAUCACUGGGAGAAGUAUACUCAGCUUUUGAGGGGCUGGCAGCAGACAUUUAAAGUCGAACUGAGGGCCCUGCAGAAUCAUUACAAUCAUACUGGAGGAUUUCACACCUACCAGAGGAUGAUUGGCUGUGAGUUACUAGAGGAUGGUAGUGCCACAGGAUUUCUCCAGUAUGCAUAUGAUGGAAAGGAUUUCAUCAUUUUCAAUAAGGACUCUCUGUCUUGGAUUGCUGUGGAUAAUGUGGCCAGACUCACCAAGCAGGUCUGGGAGACCAACCGGAAUGAGUUACGGUAUCAGAAGAAUUGGCUGGAAACAGAAUGCAUUGUCUGGUUAAAGAAAUUCCUGGAGUUUGGAAAAGAUACCCUCCAACGGACAGAAACCCCAUUACUCAGUGGGAGCCGCAAAAAGUCAUCUACUGGGAUUACAACUCUUAUCUGCAGAGCCUAUGGUUUCUACCCCCCAGAGAUUACCAUGACCUGGAUAAAAAAUGGGGAACCAAUAACCCAAGAAAUUGAAUAUGGAGACAUUCUUCCCAGUGGGGAUGGAACCUAUCAGACCUGGGUAUCAAUAGAGAUUGAUCCUCAAAGUAAAGAUCAUUAUUCCUGCCAGGUGGAGCAUAAUGACACGCUGAAGGUCCUCCAAGUGCCGGUUGAGUCAAAGACCAGCUCUCCAUUUGUGGAAACUGUUUUUGGGUUGACUAUUAUUGUCUUAUUUCUGAUUGGUUUGGGAAUUUUUGUUUACAGAAGAAAACAAUCAGGUCUUAAAGAAGUCAGCUACAUUUCUACGCCAGUUAACUAAUUUAGAUGCUACCUUCAUAUUUCUCUUUCCUUCCAAUGGUCACAGCCCCUCUACAUAUGGCCUGGGGUACACUAUCAGAAAAUCUCUGAUUAACCCCCCCCCCCAGAGAAUAUUGAAAAGAGGUGAUAUACUACAAUGGAUAGAGGACCAAAACUUAGAGUCAGGAAGACCUGUGUUCAAAUAUCACUUCAGAUACUUGUUAUGUGAUUCUGGGCAAGUCACUUUAACCUCUUGGUGCCUCAGUUUCCCCAUCUGAAAACUGAAAACUGAGAGGAUUGGACUAAAAGUGUGUCUAAGAGACCUUCGUUGAGCUUAAACAUCUAUGACCUAUGAUGACAGAAAUUUGAGGGGUACUGGAGUUGAAAUUCUGUAAUCAUCUGAUUAUACCCCAAACUUACAUCUCUGAAAUACUGCCAGUUUAGGGUACAUUGAUUCACAAUACAUGACAGCUGGGAUGAAUCAUAUCUGAUGAAUGGAUAUAACAUCUCCAUAGAUCUUAUUUAUCAGUGGAUUUUGAACAAUGUCAUGAGAAUCACCUCAGAUGCCAUGGUGAACUUGGAACUGAUUCAGUAAGCAGUGUGGGAAUACUCAGGAUUUCCAUUGCAUGUUACAGCCUAAACCUGAACUUUGUAUGUGUUCCCUGUGGCUGAGAAGAAGCUCCAGUAGCUGAAUUUUCUUGGUAAUGUUGGCCUGUACGCAAGCAUUGGUGAGACUUUGCCUGGCUUUGUCAGUGGGCAUUAUCCCAGACUGAUUUAAAGAAAAGUUGGGUAACGCUCAAAAACUCUAUAAUUACUUCCAAUGGCAACAUAGAGGCCUUGAUACAAGAACCACAUUUUGAUGCCAAAAUUAUAACUAUCUGUACAUAUACACCUAUAUAUAAAAUAGAGUCUCAAAAGGGUUCACAGUGGGGGGGAGUUUUCACAUCUCUGACUCAUGGCCUCCAGCCAGAAAAUUCAUUAUCUGUUACCAUCCAGGAUACUUUCUCCUCACACAUAGAGUGCACAAAAUGAAAGAAGGGUUUUAUUGAAGGAUCAAAGAGAACACAAAACAGAAUGCUUGGAAAUCAAACCGCAUAUUUCAAGAAGUGGCCACCUCCCAAAGGUCUUUGUAGAUUCUCCGUCGUAGAACACGAUUUCAGGUCCCCUUACCGGCUAAUCCCAGCAGCUGUAACCAAGCUUGAUUCUUUCUGCUUUGUAGCUAGUGCCAAGCAUUGCCCUAAAGCAAAACCAGAAUCCUCUUCUGAGACAAAA